AUGAUGCUCCGAACUCUAUUCAUUAUCUUAUGGCUAGCGCCUUUUAGGCUAACAAUUCACAAUUCCGAUACACCAUUUCAGUAUCACAAUUUCAAACUAAUUCGAAUAAAUCCCGAAACCGAAGAGAACGUGAAAUAUUUGCGAACGCUUUACGAGGACUCGUCGCCAUAUGAACUUGACUUUUGGCAGCCUCCAACGCAUAUUGGAGCAAUUGUCGACGUCACCGUCGCGCCUUCUGAUGCCCCAUUGUUUGUCAAGGACCUCGAAUCGAAACACAUCAACUAUAUCGUGGCUGUCACCGAUUUGUCGAAAGCGAUCGAAAGCGAGAAAGGAAGUGAUUCGGCUUAUAACCACAGUCCUGUCAAUGGAUUUGCCUAUGAUCGCUAUAAUAGUCUUGAAGAGAUUCACACCGAAAUGAAGCGGCUUAAAAAAGAAUAUCCGACGAUGAUCACAUUGAUCGACAUCGGACAGAGUCAUGAGAAUCGAACCCUUCUGGUUAUGAAGAUUACUGGAAAGCGAAAUCCAUUAGGCUCAAAAAUAUCCAUGUGGAUCGACGGUGGAAUCCAUGCGAGAGAGUGGAUUUCGCCAGCUACUGCGAUGUACAUGGCGCAUGAGCUGCUUCUUGGUUAUGAGAAUGAUCCGACAAUUCAAAAACUCCUCGAUCAUAUCGAUUUCUACUUCUUGCCCGUCCUUAAUCCAGAUGGUUAUGAAUAUUCAAGGACAAAGAAUCGAAUGUGGAGGAAGAAUCGAAGUCCCGCGAAGUGCCAUCGAACGCAGUUCCGAACGGUUUGCUGCUCGGGUGUCGAUCUCAAUAGAAACUUCGACUGGUUUUGGGCAUCUACUGGAUCAUCGUCGGACCCUUGCCACGACACCUACCACGGAACUUCAGCAUUCUCUGAGCCUGAAUCGCAAGCAGUUCGCGACUUCCUCGAGCAGAACACGCCUGAAGCAUUCAUCUCCCUUCAUUCUUAUUCGCAAAUGUGGCUCAUUCCCUACGGCCAUAGAAAGCUCAGUUAUCCUCAGGAUUAUCACACCGGACUUCGACCAUUGGCAUUACGAGCCACCAAGGCUCUUUAUGAGCUUUAUGGUACCAAAUAUCAAGUGGGAACCGGAGCUGACAUGAUGUACGAGGCUUCUGGAGGCUCACACGAUUGGGCUAAAGGGCAGCUCAAGGUUCCAUAUUCAUUUCUCAUCGAGUUGCGACCGAAAAAUUCGAUGAUGGGUCACGGAUUCCUAUUGCCAGAACGCGAAAUCGUGCCAACCGGCUUGGAAACGUUUGAAGCGAUCAAGGUAGUCGCUGACGAAUUAGUCGCGCAGUUCGUGGAACCAGUCAUCCGAUCCAAACUGAUUGCAUCAACUGUGACUCCAAAACGACGAGGGUACUCGGUGAUUCAGACAACAACGCAAAACGCUGUGGAAACGACGACGACGACGGAGCCGACAACGACGGAGGCAACGACGACACCUUCGAGCACAACAACCACUACCUCAACUCCUUCUACAAAUGCGCCGACAACAUCAACACCAAUAUCGACAACUACCACUACAACGAGCGCUACCACGACCACAACCGAAGCGCUGCCCACAACGACGACGACAGUGGAAGAAACCACGGAAACCUAUGUGACGAGCCCAGUAUUCAUUCGAUCUGGCUCAAGAUUUGUAGCGGUCACCCCAACAACUGUCGCUAAAUCUCAGGAAACCACUUCUGAUCCAAUUGCCACGAGUGCUCCAUCACUCAAAUGUCACGACUUCGGAAGCUACUGCCGAUUAUGGGGUGUUCUACAAUUGUGCUAUCGCGAUCAAGUGAGCACACUUUGCCCAAAAACUUGCGACUCGCGAUGUUCGGUUUGA
Molecule: messenger RNA, 1854 nt
Organism: Caenorhabditis bovis
Lineage: Eukaryota; Metazoa; Nematoda; Chromadorea; Rhabditida; Rhabditidae
Source: the annotation of a GenBank genome assembly